Molecule: messenger RNA, 3247 nt
Organism: Hyalella azteca
Lineage: Eukaryota; Metazoa; Arthropoda; Malacostraca; Amphipoda; Hyalellidae
Product: achaete-scute complex protein T8
Exons: 3
Coding region: 25-1182 (385 amino acids)
Biological process (GO): developmental process; regulation of transcription by RNA polymerase II
Molecular function (GO): DNA-binding transcription factor activity, RNA polymerase II-specific; RNA polymerase II transcription regulatory region sequence-specific DNA binding; protein dimerization activity
Source: RefSeq, a predicted model, not a curated record
UGUGUGGUAGAGGUGCGCGCCGCCAUGGCUCCAGUCACCAGCUCACAACGUCUUGUUCCCAUUAGGCCAUCGCCUUUAAAGAGUGCAUCCAGUGAGAAAAAUACCAUAGGAACAGUGUCUUGUGGUGCAACAACCAUGAAAAGCAGCGCUAAGAGAAAAUUAUCUGAUUUAGGUGCUCAAGACGGGAAGUGCAAACGUCUGAAUACGGGAGGAAGCAAGUCGUCUCAGUCAAGCUCCAUGGGACGCCGGAACGCCCGAGAAAGGAACCGAGUGAAGCAAGUUAACAACAGUUUCGUGACUCUCCGCCAACACAUACCUGGAGCUUCUAAGGCUAAGAAAAUCAGUAAAGUCGAGACUUUGAAACAAGCAACCGAUUAUAUAAGGAGUUUACAAAGGCUUCUUGAAGAACACGAUGCCAUGCUUACCAUGAGUGAGAAAAAUCAAUUCUCAUCUGGCCAGUCUAGAAACACAGUGGUAAAAUCGGAAGUUCCUCAAGAGUACGUGCAGCAAUUACCACAACUCAAUACUCCCGGGAGUGUUGUUAUUCCCCAGCAUGAUAACUCCCCAGCUCCCGAGCAAGCCAGUAUUUUUACGUCAUAUUAUUACCCUGAGAACAUUUCUCCGGUAUCACCAUUAGUUUAUCCUUUAAAUGACGUUAAUCAAGUUCCGCUGUCCUCUGAUGAUGCUUCAAUUUUCAGCGCUGAUGUGAAACUCACCCCCGCGCAAUCUUUUACCUCCACUAUUACUCUGCCCACAAGUGACACAUAUUCUACUAUCAUGACGCCUUCAACUCCAGUCUCUCAAAUAUCUUUCUCGCUGCCUCCUUCCACCCCAUACUCCAACACUUCCGUGUCUUAUCCAAUAACCGUCACUUAUUCGCCUAGUUCCAUACCCACACAAUCUCCGAACCCUGGAACAACUUUCUCACCAGGAUCGCUGUCACAAUCACCAAGUUCAUCACCGGCAGCUAUCAACGCGCCCGAUAUUUCUCCGGUCUACGCUCACAGUUUCGAGGAGAGCAAGCCUUCCCUAAUUCAAGCAAGAAAUUUUAUUAUUCCCGCGUCCGAACUUCCAUAUUGUUACACUCCCGAAAUGACCACAAUCGAUAUUGAUAAGGCAACGGCUACCACCCAUGCUGAUCUCGAGCUUCUUGACGCCAUUGCCUUCUGGCAGGAUUGCUAAUAGAUCAAAUCGCAACGAAGACUUCCCAAAAAAUUGUCAGAGGUCUGUCUCUUUCGCAAAUAAAGCGGGAGAGUCAUCUUCGGUGGUUAAUAUGGGCGUCUUCGAUUGCAGUUGUCAUCGUUGUAUUUAAACCAGUCGAAUCAUCUAGUCGCAUUCCUCUGCGACUGUCCAGUGUGCGCUGAAAUCGCUUCAAGACUCAUCAAGACAUCUUGAUCUCAUCCUCUUGGAAAGUCUCAAAUUGUAGUCCAUAAGAUUAUUCAAAACGUGCGCUGUAUAUGACAUUUUCUAUGGAGUUUUUGAGUGUUGUUUACUUACGAGUCAAAGAAAGUAUUUUUUGGAGACCGCUAAGUUAACCUGCAAUGUUGUGAAUUUUAAUAUACUCAUAUGUCGAAGCAUUCCAAUCUAUUAUAAGUUAAAUAUAUAGUAUUAAAGUAGAUUGAAAAUUUCCCUAAGGCACGUUUGUACCGCUGUGGAAAAUCUACGGAUCUCUGAUGUGAACUUUGAGUUACUAACGUGUGAAUAGAUAUUGUUAUCUAAGUACUAAGGACUCACUGAGGAGAUCGUUUGGAAGAGUUUACUGUACUUAGUAGUUGAUUUUAAUGUUAAGGGCACUCGCAAGCUUUGACACGGAGCAUGUUUUAGCCUCAUUAGUUUAUUCGAUGUUGCUAAUGAAUGAAUUUUAACAGAGGUAGAGUAAUUACGAAAUCAUCUAAAAGUUCCUUCACUUGAGGAAAUAUCCGGCAGACAAAUGUUGAAGAUGCAUUUAAAGUUGAUACGUAGUGCGUAGAAUAUAUGAGGCGAGUCAAACAAUUCAAAAUGUGCUUUGUAUUUGAAUUUCUUCAUGUUGUUUAAAAUGACUUGAACCUUAACUAUGUUUUACUCAAUUAAUUUAAAGCCAAAUACGUCUUAGUCACGCAUUACCUGAUUGCUCAAAACAUUUGGUCUCGUUUUGAUAAGUUGGCUGUAUGGGCUCAAAGACAUAUAUGAACGGCCCGUCGAAGUAAGGAUUAUUUAUGAUAAGAAUGACCGUCCUUGAAAACAGACUAUGUCUCGGCUUGUUUAGUUAUAGGUUUAUUUCUUGUGUCCAUUUGAUGGAGACCAAACAUUCCAGUAACGCAACUUUAAUACGAAAUAUCAGUGGCUUAACGAUCUUUGUUACGAAUAACCUCUAUGCAAAUAGUAACUAUACCUGCAAACCUCACAGUCUUGUAUAUCGAGAUAUUCCUCAUCUGAAUUCUUUUCUUAAUCUGUGAGGUACAUUAUUUUAUCUUGAUUUCUAAUUGGCUCAAUCGCCAUCAAUUUUUCUCCUCAGUAGAUGAAGCAGUGGUCAAGUGAAGAAGCAUACAGUUUUCAAGCUUAUACUUGUAGUGACGCUUCUCAGUCAUUAAUUAUGCGUUGCAAGCCAGAGUUAGAAAAAAAUAUCUAGUUAAACGACCGGCAAAUGUAUCGCGAUGUACGUUAGCAUUACUGCAGUAGAAUCCUCGUGAAUAAUCCUUUAUUAAAGAAAGUCCUGAAGUAAUAGUCUGCGAAGUUGCAACAUACUCUUUGUACCCUAGACGAGUUGGGUUAAGAUUUACAAUGACUAUGUUCAUUUUGCAGUUGAUUUUUUCGCCGAAGUUUACUGAUGAGACGCUCGAACUUUCCAAUCACCUCUCCCCAACAAAUUAUGCCCGAAAACUUGUAUUUACGAUUGUUAUUUUCCUCUUUUGCUACACCAGCCUGAAUGCCUACGCGCAUGUCCCAUUUCAAAUCUGUGCUCCAGAAUCUAUGCGUGUAUUUUUAACACGUGCGUGUACCGGAUAAAAAAUCCGCACUAUAUUUGAAUCGAGACAAUGUAAUUAUUUGUUCAGCGCAGCAUAUCUACGGAAAGAAAUUCAAUGCAAUCACUUGUUUUUGGUCCUACGUGACAGGCAUAUUCUUGACACGGUGUAGUUUCUCACACCAUGUUGCAAUACAUGUUAUCUGAGUUGUCGCCUUUCUUAUGUACUCUUCUACCCUGAGUGCCUUAACACGUUCAAGUUUAUUACUGUACAAAUAUAUUGGCAUUAUUGUAAUAAAUAUUAUA